GCAUCAAGGUUGUUGUGGACACACAUAGAUAAAUCUUCAACACAAAAAUUGCAGGCAUGAAUGAUUGCUGGACAUGGCAAUCACUACCUUAAGCCAAAGGGUCAACAAGAGUUAGAUUCUCUGCGGACAUGUCGCUCACGUUCUUCUUAAUCCACUCCUUUAAAGCGAUCUCUCCAAUCUGCGGAGUCAUCUUCAUCACCAUCACAAGAAAACUACGAAAUUAUUGAGAUGGAUCCCUUCGACGCCGGCAAUCAUGGCAACCUCGAGCUGGCUGGGAAAGAGAGAGACAGCCCACGCCACGAAAAGCAAAUCGCUGUCGACCCGAUUUCCCUACAGCGAGAGCUGGCCUUCUUCGGGUCGAAACCUUUGCCAGCCAUCAAGACGGGCGGUUGGCACGGCCUUCUACCCCCGCUCUCGCCUGCCAAGAGCAAGUUCCUAAGCUACAGCCUCCCGAACUCAACCACAUCGUCGCCACGCUUCCCUUCCGUUAGCAAUCUGCUGAAGAGGAACAAGAAGUGGAUGCGGCAUGAAAGCCGGGCGCAUACUCCUCCUCAGCUGGAUUUCGACCAUCUCGUGACGCUCAGCCCGUACCUCGCGAUGCAACAAGAGAUGAGGAGCUUCAGGAGGAGUAAGUCGUGCGGCGAAGGAAGAGCGAUCCCGCCCUCCGUAGACUUUGAUCUUCUGGCAACCAAAGCUAAAGCUGCUGGCACUGCCACUAGCCCUAGCGACAGUAGCUGUACCAGUGAUAGUAGCGAGAGCGAAUGUCGCCAAGAAGUGAACCUGAAGAAGAACAACUUCCCCGGAACGGCGAGCGACGAAGACGGGGACGGUAAGAGGGAGAAGGAAAGCCGGCAGGAGGAGUUCAAAUGCGGGGCGCUGUGCUUGUUCCUUCCAGGGUUUGGCAAGGCCAAGCCUAUCAAAUCGAAGAAGGGUUCAUCCCAAGCAGCGGAGAACAGCUUCGUGAUCUCCAGGACUGUCUCAUUGGAGAAAUUCGAAUGUGGAUCGUGGGCUUCCCCUGCCAUCGACGCGAACGAAAUCAUCAUCCAUGGAGGCGGAGCUGGAGCUGGAAUCGGAAACUCCGCCAACCACCUCUACUUUGAUCUGCCGCUCGAGAUGAUCCGGAGCAGCACGAACGACACGCAUUCUCCCGUGACCGCGGCCUUCAUCUUCGAAAAGGAGAGGAAAGGCGUCCUGAAGAAGAACGGCUCGGCGAGGAAGUCGCAUGAGUCCUCCCGGCACGUCCGCUUCUCCACGUCUUCGCCAGGUUCGCACCCGGCCUCGCCGACCUCUUGCAUCACGCCCCGCCUGCGCAAGGCGAGGGAGGACUUCAACGCCUUCCUAGAAGCACAGAGCGCUUGAAAAUUUAUCAUCAGUUCCUCCAGUUGAAC
This is a messenger RNA of Rhodamnia argentea, 1388 nucleotides long. RefSeq lists its product as uncharacterized. Lineage: Eukaryota; Viridiplantae; Streptophyta; Magnoliopsida; Myrtales; Myrtaceae. The coding region runs from base 229 to 1359 and encodes 376 amino acids. Gene Ontology annotation, biological process: response to photooxidative stress; photosystem I assembly. The record is from RefSeq and is a predicted model, not a curated record. Gene Ontology annotation, cellular component: chloroplast thylakoid membrane. The transcript has a single exon.